Molecule: messenger RNA, 768 nt
Organism: Gryllus bimaculatus (two-spotted cricket)
Lineage: Eukaryota; Metazoa; Arthropoda; Insecta; Orthoptera; Gryllidae
Source: the annotation of a GenBank genome assembly
AUGACUUUGUGUACUAGACAUGUCGACUAUCGAAAACUGUGUACUCUGUGGUGUGGUCGGCGACUUCCCCUGCAGAAACGUGCUUCCCGCGAAGCCAGUCAUCGUGACCGAUCGUGGACGCGGACGCGGCGAGGUGGCCGCCGGAGCGAGCUUCUGGCUCCCUACGCGCGCUGCCCAUCCCCGUCGUUCUACGAGUGGACAAACGUUUUGGCAAAAGGUACGAGUAGUGGUGGACGUGGGCGGUCGGUCGGUCGGUCGGUCGGCGCGCUGCUCUCACAGCUGCUUGGGGUCGCGGCGCUUGAUGGGCUCGAGGGGCGCGUAGCGGCUGGCCACGUGCAGCGAGGCUUGCUGCGGCGCCGGCGGGCUGCCCUUGGCGUCCGGGCAGCGCGUCAGGCGGAUGGCCGGCCGCCCGUCCUUGGGCGGCUCCUCCAGGAUGAGCUGCUCUUCCAGGCUGGGCCGCCGCCACUUGGGCGUCGGGCUGCCCACCUCCGCCCGGCAGUCCACCUGCGGUGUCUUAAACCUGUUUCACGUGCACCAAUUGUGAUAGCUGUUCACUGCGCGCGGCAAUUGCUGCAAUUUGAUAUACUGCCACAUUUUACUACUAACGUGCUACAUAUGAUUAUCACUGACUUGCCUGUUGUUCGUUCGGGCUAUGAAGAGAAAAAAUUUCUUCUUACAACUUUUGAACAUUUAAACAAAUCUCUACAAAUUCUUAGAAAUCUUGGACAUUGUGAACAUGUGAAGAAACACCAUACCGAAAAACCGUGA